This is a messenger RNA of Erigeron canadensis, 1207 nucleotides long. RefSeq names its product annexin D3. Gene Ontology annotation, cellular component: cytoplasm. The record is from RefSeq and is a predicted model, not a curated record. The transcript is spliced from 6 exons. NCBI's taxonomy places the organism in Eukaryota, Viridiplantae, Streptophyta, Magnoliopsida, Asterales, Asteraceae. Bases 125 to 1075 code for a protein of 316 amino acids. Gene Ontology annotation, molecular function: calcium-dependent phospholipid binding; calcium ion binding.
AAGGAUUUCUAUUUCCCUCAAACAACUCAACUAAAAGCUCUUUAUAGAGUUUGAAACAAUAUUUAUAUUCCACAAUUGUUGUGACAACCUCAACACAACAACAAAGAAGUAAAGAAGGACAUCAAUGGCUACUUUGCGAAUACCACAACAAGUUCCUUCUCCCACUCAAGACUCUGAGACCCUCAACAAAGCUUUCAAAGGAUGGGGAACGGAUGAGAAGAGUGUGAUUCAAGUAUUGGGUCAUAGGAAUGCAACCCAGAUAAGGGAUAUUAGAGACACUUACCAACAACUAUACAAUCAAUCUCUUAUUGAUUCUCUUCAUUCUGAGCUUUCUGGUGAUUUUCGGAAUGCAGUCAUACAGUGGACAUACGAUCCUGCAGAAAGGGACGCAAGGCUAGCAUAUAAGGCAUUGAAAUCGAACAAUAAAGGUGUCAAUGAACUACAAGUAAUAGUUGAAAUCUUGUGUGCAUAUUCUCCUCAUCAUCUGUUGGCUGUAAGAAAGUCUUAUUGUUCCCUCUUUCAAUGCUCACUUGAAGAAGACAUAAUUGCCAAUGCCCCAUCAUCUGUUAAAAAGAUUCUAGUUGGCUUGGCAAGUUCCUUCAGGUUUGAUGGGGCUGUUGUUGAUCUGAAUGUAGCAGACGAUGAAGCCUCUAAGUUACAAGAAGCCAUUGCAUCAAAACAAUUGGAUGAAGAUGCUGUUGUAUGGAUACUUAGUACCAGAAAUGUGUUCCAACUCAAAGCAACUUUUGAUUCCUACCAUAAAAAAUAUGGAACUUUCAUUUACGAGGAUAUCAACGAAUGUGGGGAUGAAGUGUUGGAAUCUCUUUUGAAAAUUCUGAUUAGAUGCAUUGUUUCCCCUGAGAAACAUUUUGCUGAGGUGAUCAGAGCUUCGGUUAAAGGUUGGGGAACCGAUGAAGAUUCACUAACAAGAGCAAUUGUAAGCCGUGCUGAAAUAGAUCUGAUGAAAGUGAGAGGAAUCUAUUUUGAGACGUACCAAACAAGCCUUGACAACGCAGUUAAAGAUGAUACUUCAGGAGAUUAUCGGGCCUUUUUGGUGGCACUUUUGGGAGAAUAAUCUCUAUUCUGUUGUAACUAAAAGUGACUAUUUGAUUUAGUUUGGAUUAUUGUUCGAAUAUUUGUUGAAUGGUGUGUGCUGUUUUUGUAUUGUGUAUUAGUAAUGAUAGAUCUUCCUAAUAUACUAGUCUAA